AUGUACCAGUAUUAUGCGGUUAUUUAUCAACUACUACUUUAUUUGGGUAUAAUAGCUCUUGUUAUCUACCUAUUUUUGCCACUGCAGGAAAGAAUUGAGCAGUUUUAUCGAAAUAAAGUUGUAUGGAUCACAGGUGCCUCAAGUGGAAUUGGUUUAGAACUUGUUAAACAUUUAGCAGUGCUUUCUCCAACAACAAAAUUAGUGUUAUCAUCACGUCGUGAAGAUGAAUUAGAAAAGAUAGUUGAGGAAUUAAAGUUAGAUAGAGAUCGGUGUUUAAUUCUACCGUUAGAUUUAGAAUAUCAUGGUGACUUAUUCAAAUCAAAGGUUGAUUUAGUUUUGGAUCGUUUUGAUCAUAUUGAUAUAUUGAUCAAUAAUGCUGGUAUAUCUCAACGUUCGCUUAUUAAAGAUACUCAAUAUUCUGUUGAUCAACGUUUAAUGUCAAUUAAUUAUUUGGGUACAGUAACAUUAUCAAAAAGUGUCUUAGAACACUUUAUCGCUCAAAAACACGGUCACUUUGUUGUUGUUUCAUCAGUAUCCGGUUAUGUUGGAACACCAUCACGUUCUACGUAUGCAGCAUCGAAACAUGCAUUACAUGGUUUUUUUGAUGCACUUCGAUUUGAACAUGAGAAGGAUAAUAUUCAUGUGACAGUGAUAUGUCCAGGAUACAUUCGAACAAAAAUAAGUGAAAAUGCAUUUUCAGGUACGUGAGUAUUUCUUGAAAACCUAAUAAACUGAAGUCGGAAUCUC
Molecule: messenger RNA, 747 nt
Organism: Didymodactylos carnosus
Lineage: Eukaryota; Metazoa; Rotifera; Eurotatoria; Philodinida; Philodinidae
Source: the annotation of a GenBank genome assembly